AUGGGAGGAGCCCUGGUGCUAGAGUCUGCUGCCUUGCUACACUGGCUGGAGAGGGAAGGAUAUGGGCCCCUAGGAAUGACUGGUAUAUCAAUGGGAGGCCAUGUAAGUAAUGUGGCAUUGGUCUUCUAUGUCAUCAGUACUCAGCUAUUCUAUAAUCAACCUUUAUAUAGUGCCAGCAUAUUUUACUGUACAAGAGGGGAACUUAAAGUUAAAUGAAAAUUAGAGGGAUAGCCAAAGUACCAUAUCCGCUAGACUUGUGCAUUAAAACUUUUCAGGUAGUACCAAAAAAAUAAAUUAUUUUUAAUGAACGCCCAAACUAAUCUAUACGUCCAGGAUUUACUUGUGUACAACUCUACAACUUAUGCAAGGUGUAUAUAUAAAUCAAUCUCUUUCUUGUCAUCCAUAUAGAUGUGUUUACAUUUUGACACCAAUAAUUAGCUUUGAGUAUUUAUAGCAUGACAGACUGUCAUUGCCACUGUCAAGCUUUUCAAAAGAUUGAAUAUUUUUGGAUACACUUUUUUAAUAUACAUAUAUAUUUUUAAAUAAUUAUUUUUUCCUCCAUUAUCUUUAGCUUUGAGUGGGGAAAAAAGUUUUGGUUGGUUUCCUGCAAUGUAAACCCACCCCCCCUAACUACUCCUAAAAAGAUGUAAAUAUGGAGAAAGCACAGCCCGACUAGGAGGCCAAAACCUAUCAAAUGCAUUUAAGUUGUGCUGGUGCUUGAAGUGUGCUUUUUGUCUUCUUUAAAAACAUUAAAUGAUAAACGUAUUCAUUCCAGCUGAAAAGUAUUUCUUCACAAAUAAAAUGAUCUGCACUUGAUGUACUGAAUACAUCCAGGAUUUACAUUUGGAGUCUUAUUCAUUAAAUACAUUUUGGGAGUUUCGAUUCAGUUCGGGUGCAGAGUAAAAGGCAUUUUAUUCAUUCAUAGCAGCUGAACCAGAUUAAUGCGCAAGUCUGUUAAAUGCUGCAGACAUAAGUGUGUGUCCUCCUCACAAAUGAUGAAUUAUGUGUUUAUUUUUUGUUACCGUGUCCUAUUUGUAGAUGGCUUCAUUAGCAGUAACGAAUUGGCCUAAACCAAUUCCACUAGUUCCUUGUCUUUCCUGGUCAACAGCUUCUGGAGUCUUCACAACGGUAACUAAACUCAAAUAUAUGCUUUUAUAUUACUUUAGUACUCAGGUCAGCAUUUGGGAUGAAAUAAAAUGAACUGUGAACAUAAAUUCUAUAGGUAGUAUUUUAACAAUGUCUUUCAUUUGAAAAUGUAUUCACUCAUGCAGUUUAAUUUGCAAAAUCUCCAUUCAUUUCUAUACACUCAAAACGCAUUUGUUUGACAUUUUGAAUUUUUUUUUUUUUCAAGAAAAUACCUUGUCUCAACAUUUGUCUUUGUAGUGGGCGUUAAAGUAUAGCAUUGUACCAACACAAAAGGGAGUUAAGUUAUAUUAUGACACUGAUGGCUAACUUCGGCCACUUCAGCUGUUCUAGAACGUUCUUCCUUUGAUGCUUGCCUAUCUCUUUGGCAGUUCUAUGGAUUAGACUUGUAACCUUUCUCAUCUGGUCUUUUUUAUAUGUAUAUUUAAAGGGAGUUUUAAGUAAAGCUGUUAACUGGAGAGAGCUGGAAAAGCAAUACUGCACACAGUCAAUCUAUGAAGAGGAGAUUAUACAUAUGCUCGAAUACUGUGGGGUAUGUAUAUAAAAUGCUAAACUGCUCAUAAAAAAAUCUGAUUUGUGUUUAUUCACAAAUAAAAUGAUCUGCACUUGAUGUACUCAAUACAUCCAGGAUUUACAUUUGGAGUCUUAUUCAUUAAAUACAUUUUGGGAGUUUCGAUUCAGUUCGGGUGCAGAGUAAAAGGCAUUUUAUUCAUUCAUAGCAGCUGAAUAGAUCUUAUUGUAAGUACUUCAUAUGAUAUCAGUAAUGAAAAUCCUGUGUGUAACUUACAGCAGUGCCCCCACUAUCUACUUGUGAGAGCCACUGAACGUUGCCAUUUAAUGUUUUUAAAAAGUAUUUUGAAUAAGGAGUGUUUAAUUAAAAAUGACUUAAAGGAAAUUGUUCUUUACCAGGAUUUUUAUUAUCUUUACUUCUCCCAAUAUUUUGCAGAUAUGCAUUUGUGGGGUUUGAAAAACAAAUGUAGAAAUCCACACCACUCUAUUCUGCAGCUGAGUGCCUCCACUGUAGCUCCCAGUCAAUCAUUGAAAUAAACUCUGUUUGUGCCUGACCGUCAACAUAGAGAGAAUACUGAGAAACAAACUUAAUAAAACAAUGUUUCUAUUUCUCCUCCUCACUUGCAGUGUUUGCUCUAGCUUUGCCUUAUCUGAACUGGAUUAUUAAAUGAACCAUCCAAGCACCAAAACCACUACAGCCUACUUCAGUGAUCAUUGUGCAAAGAAUGCACCGGCAACCCCCAUUUAAGUAGUCUAUUCAUUUGCUAAAGGCUUGACUACUUACCUGGAGUGUGCUGACCACCGCUCCCUUGCCUUUCUAAUUCCACGCUCUGUAGUGGUUUUGGUACUAGGAGUGCUUUGGCUCUGUAACCAAUGUAAGUAGCCAAUUGUUUGCUAAUGGUUCGACUUUUUACUCUGAGAACUGGAAAUUCUCUGCGUGCGCUAAACCCAGUGGUGCAGGGCUUAGAUCAUUGGUUGAGAGCGAUCAGCUUACACUCUCAGCCUAGGAGUUGGCACUGGUAACAGAAAAUUCUAGCAGGAUUUUUCGGGUCUCCGUAGCAAAAGAGGAGAAUCAGGUAGAAGUGUUUAGCAGACCCAACAUGAAAAACAAAGACAUUUUGGAGUGCAUAUGUUCAAUUUCAUGAAUGAUGUUUAUGCAACCCUAGUCACACCUUCCUGAAUGUGACUUGCACAACCUCUCCUGAGAUUUAUAAACGUGAUAUAAACACAGUGGGGGAGAUUUCCCAAAGUGUAGAAUGGAGCUGUUACCAAUGAAAUAUUUAUAUCCUUGGGAUUUACAGCAUUGCUUUACUUUAAUAGCAGCAACACUUUACUGACAUGUCAUGUUUUAAAUGUUGCAGUUGGUUUGCCAGAACAGUUCCUUCCUAACAUUUUAUCUUUUCAGACAGAUUCCUUCAAAAUGGGACAAGAGUUUGUAAAGAAUUUUCCAAGCAGUGUUGACAGCCUGACCCACAUAAAUUUUGCCUCCAAACUUUUCCGCCUUAACAGAAAAAGGGAACCAAUACCAAAUGAUCCUGUUCAGCCUUUCCAGACCAGCAACAAUGCCAAUGGAAUCUUAUUCCAAGGGGAUUCUAAGAUGUCAUAUGUUAACCAAGCACUGUCUGGGGGGAAAGAGAGCCUUACAAAAGCAAUGGAAAAGGGGCAGGCACGAAGAGACGAGAAGAGGAGGGCUGAAACUCUGCAAAAUGAGUCUCUGUUGUUCAUGAAAGGUGUCAUGGAUGAAUGUACACACGUUGCCAAUUUUUCAGGUAUGAUUCUCUUUGAAAACCGCCAAGUUGGACACAAACCUUUUCUGAAUGGAAAAUACUGUGGGAAUUGAAAUUCAUAAUAGUGUUAUCUGUAUUUUUUCUUUAUUAAAAUUAAAGGGACACUAUAGUCACUUGAAAAGAUGUAGCUUAAUGAAGCAGUUUGGGUGUAUAGAGAAUGCCUCUGAAGUCUCACUGCUCAGUUCUCUGCCAUUUAGUAAAAUAACUUUUGUUUCUGUUUAAGCAGCCUGCAUGAUAACAAAAUGGUUUAAAUUUUAUUUUUUUCCCAACAUUGUGUGUUUAUUGGUUUGGUAUUUUUGGCAUAGUGUUAAUCGUUACAGAAAGGAAACGUUGCACAGGUUAGUACACAUAUAUUUGCAUUAUGAGUCACCAGGUAUGCAAAUUCUGAAUGCUUUAGACUUUUCCAUGGUUAUACAUUUGAUCAUUACAUUGUAUAGGCGUUAACACUGUGGCCCAUUUGUUCGAGUGCCCCUCUGUUUGUUUAUUCAAGGUUUUUAUAUGUGGGUGCUUCCAGCUGGUAGAGGAGUCAAUUCGUGGCUCUAUGGCCUUUAUUACCAAGAGUCAAAAUAUUGAUAUGGAGAACAUAACGUACCAAAAACGGAACUAUAGGAAGUUAAAAAAUAAAUAAACGAAAAGGAAGAAAUAUACCAUGAUGGUAGCUAUUAAUGAUGGGUGUAGGACAGGGCUCGACAAAUCCCAGGCGCCAGAUCGCCACGGCAACUAGAAAUUUCUGACGGCGGCGCAUAGAGGUGUGCGGCCGCCCUGAGGAGCAUGGAAGAGGCGGCCGCCCGCGGGAGCUGUACUCUGUUUGCAGAAGUAUUUAUUCUUGGAGCCACGAGUUCCACAUUUUGCAGAAAUGUUUGGAAGUUUUGUGUAUUUUUGCUGAGAUUCUGUCCAUUUCCAUUGCUUCCUUUGUUUUGUGAAUGACUGAUCGUAUUGGUAUGUUUGGUGAACCCCAAAUCUCUGCUAUAGCUCUUCUUGCUGCCAGGGCUGUUCUGUUUGCCAAUUUGUUUUGGGCUCUGGUUAAUGGGUCCCAGAGUUUGGAGAGGAACCAAAUCCAUGGGACGAGUGGGAUGGUAAUUUGUAGGAGGUCCGAGAUCAGUUUGGCAACUUCUGCCCAUUAUGGGAUCAGUUUGGGGUAGUGCCACCAGAGGUGUAUAUAUGUUUCCCUGUGUCCGCAUUGUUUCCAGCAGUUAGACCUUCCCAUUCGGUAUAGACUUAUGGGUGUCAAGAACCAUCUGAGCAUGGUCUUGUAGGCCUGCUCCUUAAAAUUGUUUAAUUUUUAAUCUGAUGUAACUUCCUUUAAAUUUUAUUUUUUUUUCCAACUCCUGCUCUGUAAAUUGAAAUUAAAUCAUACACAGGAGGCUCCUACAAGGUCUAGCAAGCCAUCAACAGAGCAGGAGAUGAUAAAUUGCAAAUUAAACAAAAUUUGUAAUAAAGUAUAAACAGUAGACGACUCUUUACAGGAAGUGUUUAGGAAGGCUGUACAAUUUACAUGCAAGGAGUUGUGACUAGGGCUGUAUAAACAAAGUGAUUUAACGCCUAAAUGGCAGAAAAUGGAGCAGUGAGACUGCAGGGGCAUGAUGUCAAGCUAAAAUUGUUUUGGUGACUAUACUGUCUCUUUUAAUACUGUAUGAUAUUUUAUGUUAAAUGUCUUGAAAUAUUCACAACAUGAUGGGGGGAAAAACAGCUGAAAUAGAGAUGCAUAACAAUUACAAACCAUAUGCCUUUUACAAAAGAUCUGAAUGUGUAAGUGAUAACUAUAACAUUUACAUUACACAUCAAACAGUUACAUUACACAUCAAACAGUUAGGCCGCAGGCUUCCACAAACUGCGGCACUCCAUAUGUUGCUGAACUACAACUCCCAUGAUUCUCAGUCUAUUUAAUUCAUAUAAUCAUGGGAGUUGUAGUUCAGCAACAUCUGGAGGGCCGGAGAUCAGAGAAGCCUGCGGCCUAAGUGUCUAAUGUAAAUGUCUAAUGUAAAUGUUUGUUAUAUUAUAGAGCUCACUUACUCAAAUUCAGAUAUUUUGUAAAAGGCAUAUGGUUUGUAAUUGCUAUGCAUCUAUAUUUUCUUUUCUUUUUUUUUUUGCAUUUUGUUGGUAUAAGUCGCUUCUAUAUGCACCCACUGGGGGGGUUCUAGGGUUACUGCUAACCACUAGUACCUGGCUCAAGAUGGCUGCUUUGUAGUAGUGUGUGAUAUUAGGUAAACCCAUGCCUCCCUUUUGGAAUGGUUUAUAGAGGGUGGAUUUUGCUAUUCUGGGCCUGGUGUUGUACCAGACAAAGGAACUCUCUAACCUCUGCACCUCACGUAAGUAGCUAUUGGGUACUGCCAGUGGGAUAGUUCUGAAUAAGUAUUGUAGUCUCAGUAGAAGUAGCAUUUUUGUUGCUGCUAUUCUGCCCAUCCAUGAUAUGAAUUUCCCUUUCCAACUGUGUAUUAAGGUUUUCACCUCCGUGAGCAGCGGGUAAUAGUUGGCUUUGUGCCAAGUUUUGUGUCAGAUUUAUCCCUAGGAAUUUAAUGUUGUCUGUACGCUAUUCAUAAGCAAAUGUCUCUUUUAGGUGGUUGAGCGUUGUCUGUGGGAGGUUAAUUCCCAUCGUGUCUUGGUUAUAUUUAAUUUGUAAUAAGAGCAAUUGCCAUACCGUUGGAUCAGAUUGUGUAAUGCCGGUAGUGAGGUGUGUGGGUUUUGUAGUGUGAGGAAGAUGUCGUCUGCGAAUAGUGUAAGUUUGUAUUCUCUGUUCUUAACCCUGAUUCCCUGUAUAUUGGUAUUAUUCCUGAUCAGUUGUGUGAGGGGUUCCAGGGCUAGUAUGUAUUGUCACCCUAACCUGACCAGGGAGCCGCGCUGAGUCCACCGAUGCCUUUCUUUCAACCCGCAAAGGUGCACAAGCAGCGGCGCCGAUCUAGGACCUCCUACUCACCUGCCCUCGCUAGUGCCCUGCCCUCGCUAGUUGGGAAACACUCCUCCAUGACUUCGAAGACCCGGACGAACCGGGCUGGGGCUCCGUGCCUCCACCUGAGCACACAACAGCCAUGGGGCGCUGCUCACAAAAACCUGGGGCUGGGAUCCCACCAGACAAUCGGGAUAUUGGGACCAUGCUGCAGAGGCAAGUACCUCACAAGAUGGCGCCUGCAGAGGGCAUCCACAGCACACUCACCAGCACCCCAGAGGAGGAAACAGGAGCACAGACACCCACAGCUUCCCAAACUGACCAAUCCACUCACAUGGACACCACAGACAGGUCAGCACCUACCCUAAACAUGACCUACAGCUCCUACUCCAGGAUAUCCACAAAAUGCUGGCAGCAGACACUAAUAUCAUCAAAGCAGAUGUGAAAAAAGUCACAAGCAGAGUUCAGAAUGCAGAGGAAGAAAUUACUAAUUUACACAGUGGCAUGACUACUAUAAAUGGUACUCUGCACCAACUUUAACACCUGCCACUGUCUUGACUGACGAACUACCACAUUAACUGAGACGCCUCCUGUCAUCCCUCCUAUCUCCUGCUGUAGCUCGAAAGAUAGUCAUGGAUGGCAUAUAUCACCUCCCUACCUCACUUAAAACAUCAUCCUCUCAAGCGCGAGACGUCAUUCUCAAAAGCUAAUACCGCUCCCUUUUGAGGACUCACUGUUAUCCUUCUACCAAGACCUAACAAAAGCCACACUGCAAUGGCGCAAAUCCCUCCGUGAGAUCACACACCGCCUGCGCACAGCCAACAUACCAUACAGAUGGGGACUGGCGAAGGGGACGAUCCAUAUAAUCACCUCAGUAGCAGAAGCACCGAUUCUCCUCUUUUCGCUGGGAUUAUUGGAGCUGACCCCCAAGCAUGAACCCGCAAGCCUCAACUAGCAACUGGCACCCGGCCGCAGUGGUAACCUUCACUCCAAGGAACGUAGCAAGAAGCCCACCUGACUGAGAACGGCGCUGACACUUCAUGUACUAGCCCCACGGAGGCUCUAACCACAGUACCACUACCCUGACAAGGGCAUUAGACCUUGACCAACCAUAUGUGGGGAACAACUAAAUACAUACGUCGUCGCAAUGAAACGUGCAAUUGCUACUAAUGUUGGAAAGGAAUACACCCCCCUUCCUGCCCUCUUUGUUAGGGGUAACACUCAAUGCAAGGGUAAAUACGCCUCAACACCUGGAGCUACCCCGACUCAUACAUCCCCUCUACUUUAAACCACCUACGGCUCAACAGAACCCCACGUAUAAUUUUCCAAACCCUGCAUAACUCCAAAAUGUUAGUCGCCCACACUACAUGACCUUCAAACAGCUACCAUAUCACCACUUACUACACUAAUUCACAAUGUAGAGCCUUUCACCCUGCAAAGUACUCUAUAUCUACUCCUAAAUCAAUCCUCACAAACUGGUCACAUUCUAGGCUAAGGAUACAGUUCUUGUGUGUAUAUAUAUAUUUGUAUAUUUAAAGUUAAUCUAUCCCUUGAUGUCUGUUAUUUUAAUUUUUUUGCAUGACCUAUUGCUUAAACUCAUGAUGUGUUUUCAGUUGUUCAUGUCUUAUACCUGCACUAGAAAAAUAAAGAAUUAAAAAAAAAUUCAAAAUCAGGAAGUAUUACUUUAUUUACAGAGUGGGUAGUGGACGUAAAAGCCUUCCAGCUGAAGUGGUAGAGGUUAACACAGUGAAGGAGUUUAAGCAUGCGUGGGAUAGGCUUAAGGCUAUCCUAACUAUAAGAUAAGGCCAGGGGCUAAUUAAAUAUUUUGAAAAUUGGGCAGGCUUGAUGGGCCAAAUGGUUCUUAUCUGCCGUCACAUUCUAUGUUUCUAUGAAAUGUCAGGUUAAUUAAAAUUAGUCCCAGUAUUAUUCUUGCACGUACAUUGACCAUUAACCCUGACCUGUCAUUUGUCUUUUUAUUGAUAGUUUAUAUACAUUUCUCAUGGUAUAUUUCUUACACACUGGUUUCAGGCAGUGUUAGUUAAGUGCUUGCAAGAUAUGACUCUUGUUCUAAAGAGAAAAUGUGCUCCAUUAACAGUAAAUCGAUUUUCACUUUUCAAACUCGUCUCUCCAGUCCCAGUAGAUCCAAGUCUAAUUAUAGUUGUCCAAGCCAAAGAGGAUGCCUAUGUUCCCCGGAUUGGUGUACGCAGUCUCGGAGAGAUCUGGCCUGACUGUGAAAUCAGAUACCUGGAAGGUGGUCAUGUUAGUGCCUACCUCUUCAAACAAGGGCUAUUCAGGUUUGUAUGCAAUUUAGUUAUGCAUCCCAUGUCACUUAGUGAUACGUGUUUUUUUUUUUUUUUUUUUUGGCAAUCCAAAUGCAGUGACGUCACUAGGGGUAAAAAAAAUAAAGCACAGUUUUUUUUAUUUUUUCAGUUUGUGUUUUUUGUGUGUUUUUUAAUUAUUAGUACACUUUAUUUUUUUUGAAAAUGUAUUUUUGUGUAAAUACUGUGCACUGAAACUUUGUUAAAAAGCAGUCCAGUAGACUAUCAUUUAAAUUACAUUAAAAUGAACACUCCAGACACCUGUGCCUUUACCACUGGAAGUACCAAACUAUAUUGGUAUGGUUCAACCACUUACCUGGGUCCUGCAAGGUGCCCACAUCUGCAUACCCUGCACCUGGUCUUCUCCUACAGGAAAAGUCAGAUUGCCCUGUUGUGCUAAGCAGAGUCAUGCAGGACUGAGCUCAUGAUCUAAAUCCAUCAUCGAGUUCUUUCACCUGAUGCACAUGAUCCUUCAUUGGCUAUGCUUUUUUCUAUAGAGAUAUACAGCUUCUCCUGCUGGAUAAGACUAGAUACGGCACAGGUACCUAGGGGAUCCAUGUAAGUUUUCAAAUAGUGCCAAACUGUUUUGGGGACAAUGGGCUGUAAUGCUUUGGAAGUGUUCCUUUAGUACUUUGUAAAACUGGACAAAAAAGAUAAAAACAGAAGUCUUUUGGCUAAUCUAAUUAAAAAUCUUGUUUUAGGCAAGCGAUCUAUGACGCCUUUAGUCGCUUUCUACAGAAGUAUCCAAUGUGA
This is a messenger RNA of Pelobates cultripes (western spadefoot toad), 9395 nucleotides long. NCBI's taxonomy places the organism in Eukaryota, Metazoa, Chordata, Amphibia, Anura, Pelobatidae. The record is from the annotation of a GenBank genome assembly.